AUGGAGUACUUAUCCUACUUGUGGCGUUGCAGGAAGAAGGCUGCUAGAUGGAUUUUAUGGAGUGACGAAAACCUAGGCAGGAGGUACUAUGAAUGCCUAAAUUUUUUGAUCCAAGCAUUGCCAGUUUGGCUGGUGGAUGUGAUUUGUGGAUUUGUAAGUACGGGUCGCCAGGUGUUCCCCUCACCGUGUGAUAGUGUGAUGGUGAUGGACUUGGAUGAGCCGCUCGACGCGGCGGCCGCCGAGAAGGGCGAGGCGGCGCUGCGUCGGCUGAGCAAGGCCGACCCGGCGCUCUUCCUCUCCCCCUCAGUGGACCUCGCCGCCGCCGCCCGAGCGGCCUCGCGGCACAUCUACUCCUCUCUUGCGCCGCUCUCCCUCGCUCAGCCGCCGCCGCUUCCUACCCUCCUCGUGGACCCCGCCUUCGACGCCGAGCAGAUUUGGUCCCAGAUUGAGCUGCUCACCCGCCCGCUCCUCCCCCACCUGCGCCGCCAGCUCCGCCGUCUCGAGCAGCAACCCCCCUCACAACAGCCUCCUGUGGCGACGCCUGCUGUUGCCGAGGGUGAGCUGUUGGAGGAGGAUGGAGAAAGUAGUGAAUCAGAGGAGUUGAAGAAUGAGGAGGAGGAGUUGGAGGGGACAGAGGAUGAGGAGGAGUCGGAGGGGACAGAGGAUGAGGAGGAAAUGGGCGAGGAGGAGGAGGAAGAAGCGGAGCUGGAUGGGAGAGGAGGGAAUGGGGUGGAGGAUAAGUUCCUGAAGAUAGAUGAGUUGACGGAGUUCCUGGAGAAGGGUGAGGAAGAGGAGUAUGGUGGUGGUGCCAAGCGGAGAGAGAAGAAGGCGGCAAAAAACUGGAUGGUUGAGAGUGAUGGUGAGGAUGACGAUGAGGAUGAAGACGAGGACCAAUUGGAUUUAGAAGAUUUUGAGGAUGAUGACGAGGAGAGUGAAGCAGGCGGUGGAGAUAUUCGUUAUAUAGAUUUUUUUGAGAAGGGACAUAACAAGCAAGUUAAGAAGAGAGAUGGUUCCAUAAAGAAAGUUCAAUUCAAGGAUGAUCAAGCACAUGAAUCUGAACUUGAUGACAGUGAGAAUGAUGAUGGAAAUGAUGAUCAAGAGCAAGGUCUCUCAACUCAUGAAAAGGAGCGUCUGAAGAUGCGUGCUAAAAUAGAGCAAAUGGAGAAAGCUAGCCUUGAACCCAGCACAUGGACCAUGCAGGGAGAGGUUACUGCUUCUAAGAGGCCCAAAAACAGUGCCCUAGAAGUGGACCUUGAUUUUGAGCACAAUGUAAGACCUGCCCCUGUAAUCACCGAGGAAGUGACAGCUUCCCUUGAAGAAAUGAUAAAGAAAAGAAUCGCAGAGAGUCAUUUUGAUGAUGUUGAGAAACCUACUAUGUUGCCAUCUAAAGCUCCAAAGGAGCACAAGGAACUGGAUGAAACUAAGAGCAAGAAGGGUCUUGCUGAACUCUAUGAGGAUGAUUAUGCGCAAAAGGCAGGCAUUGCACCUGCCCCUCUUUCUAUUUCAGAUGACCUAAAGAAAGAGGCAAAUACUUUAUUUAAGCGGAUAUGUUUGAAAUUGGAUGCGCUAUCACAUUUCCACUUUGCUCCAAAGCCAGUCAUUGAGGAUAUGUCUGUACAAGCAAAUGUGCCUGCUUUAGCCAUGGAAGAGAUUGCACCUGUAGCCGUUUCUGAUGCGGCAAUGCUUGCCCCUGAAGAGAUCUUUGAAGGAAAAGGUGAUGUUAAGGAAGAGGGGGAACUUACACAGGCUGAGCGCAAGAGAAGAAGAGCUAACAAGAAAAGGAGAUAUGCAGCAUCCCAUAAGGAGAGGCCAGCGAAGUUGCAGAAAGAAUAA
Miscanthus lutarioriparius is the source of this 1833-nucleotide messenger RNA. Lineage: Eukaryota; Viridiplantae; Streptophyta; Magnoliopsida; Poales; Poaceae. The record is from the annotation of a GenBank genome assembly.